Molecule: messenger RNA, 891 nt
Organism: Carya illinoinensis
Lineage: Eukaryota; Viridiplantae; Streptophyta; Magnoliopsida; Fagales; Juglandaceae
Exons: 1
Coding region: 1-891 (296 amino acids)
Source: RefSeq, a predicted model, not a curated record
AUGGAUUUGCCUCCUGGUCUGCCCAAUCAGAACAACAAAGUUUGUAAACUUUUAAAAAGUCUUUAUGGUCUUAAACAGGCCUCUAGACAGUGGUUUGAAAAACUGUCUAACUCUCUCAUCAGCUAUGGCUUCUCUCAAGGUAAAUCUGAUUGUUCCUUAUUCAUCAAAAAGUCAACAACAUCAUUUAUGGCAUUGAUAGUAUAUGUUGAUGAUGUAUUGUUAGCAAGUGAUAGUUUACAAGAUAUUGAACUAUUGAAGAAGUUUCUGGAUGAACAGUUUACAAUCAAAGACUUGGGGCCAUUAAAAUAUUUUCUUGGACUAGAGGUAGCAAGAUCUCACACUGGGAUCUCUCUUUGCCAACGAAAAUAUACACUGGACAUUCUACAAGAUACUAGCCUCAUUGGUUCCAAACCUGCAGCAUUUCCUAUGGAAUCCAAUCUCAAGCUGGCUAUUGAUGAUUCAGCACCAUAUGAAGAUCCAUCAUCUUAUAGAAAACUGGUUGGCAGAUUGUUAUACUUAACAAUUACCAAACCAGAUAUUGCAUAUUCUGUUCAAGUUUUGAGCCAAUUUCUAGCUAAACCGACAGUCAAUCAUCACAAAGCAGCAAUAAGGGUACUUAGAUACUUAAAGGCCACACCUGGACAGGGUUUACUCUUCUCUUCAUCUUCAGAACUUCAGUUGAAAGCCUUCUCAGACAGUGACUGGGCAAGCUGCAUUGAUACUAGGAAAAGCAUAACAGGCUUUGUAGUGUUCUUGGGAAACUCUUUGAUCUCAUGGAAGUCUAAAAAGCAAGCCACUAUUAGUCGAUCCUCUGCUGAAGCUGAGUACAGGGCUCUUGCAACUACAACUUGUGAAAUACAGUGGUUACUCCAUGCACUCCAAGACUUAUAG